Drosophila mauritiana is the source of this 1695-nucleotide messenger RNA. RefSeq lists its product as uncharacterized. The transcript is spliced from 2 exons. NCBI's taxonomy places the organism in Eukaryota, Metazoa, Arthropoda, Insecta, Diptera, Drosophilidae. Gene Ontology annotation, molecular function: nucleic acid binding; zinc ion binding. The record is from RefSeq and is a predicted model, not a curated record. Bases 218 to 1183 code for a protein of 321 amino acids.
CGCGAUCUCAUGGCCGCACUAAAACGCGAUUUACUUCAACUCGCGUUUCAUUUUUACCCCAUUGUUGUUGGUUUCGUUGUUGUUGUUGUUGUGCAUAUAUCAAUUAAUGGUGCGCGAGGCAAAAUAAUCAGCCAGUGGACAAGCCCGCCCAACACCAGAGCCCCUGCCCCAGACCGCCAAACGCCGCAAAGGAUUUACCGGCAGCGCAGUGGCAACCAUGAACUUCCCACUGGCGAGCGUCAACAAGGAUACGCUGCGGGCAGCCUGCAAGAAAUGCGGCUACGCCGGUCACCUGACCUACCAAUGCCGCAAUUUUCUCAAGGUUGACCCCAACAAGGAGAUUCUUCUGGAUGUGGAAAGCACCAGCUCGGACUCGGAGCUGGACUACCUCACGCCGCUCACCGAACUGAGGGCCCAGGAGCUGAAGGGUGGCGCUGAGGUGCCGCCGCCACCGGAGCCAGCGGUGCUUCCCGCGGCAGGCAACCGGGACAGGAGCAAGGACAAGAGCCGCGACAGGCUCAAGGCGAAGAAGCGGGAAAGCGAGAGGGGAAGAGAAAGGGUGAAGGAGAAAGACAAGGAAAGGGAGAAGGGUAGCCGGAGCAAGGACAAGAAGCGUAGCCACUCCAAGCGCAGCCACAAGCUGACCGAGAAGGCCAAGGACAAGAAGUCGGUGCGGCAUAAGAAGCAUGUCAAGAAGAGGAGCCGGAAGCACAAAAAGACCACCACCACCAACAACAGCAGGAGCAACAGCAGCAGCGAGCUGGCCAAAACCAAAACAGGCAAGCGACCGAGCAGCGGCAGCACCAACAAGAAGUCAAAACGACGACGAUCAUCCUCCACCUCCAGCUCGGACUCGUCGUCAUCGUCGUCGUCCUCCUCCUCCUCAGCAACCAGCAGCUCAUCGUCGUCAUCGAGCGAUGAUUCGAGUGAUGACUCCUCCACGUCGAGCGAGUCGUCCGAAUCCGAUUCCAGCGACAACGAGGAGUCCAGCACCAGUGAAUCGGAUGAGUACGGGCGCAAGAAGAAGCGGCAGGGCAAGUACAAGCGCAAGUCCACGGACACGGCCAUGCUGCGGCGCAAGAAGACCAAGGCGAAGCGGAAGCGUCACCGUGCCGGCGGAUCCGGUGCUCCGACCGCCGGCAGCAGCUACCUGAGCAGCCUCAGCGACAGCAGCACCUACUGAGAAGGAAACAAGGAUCAGCUGGACCAGCAAGAGAAUCUAGAUGUGGAUCUGGAUCAGCAUCAGCAUGGAUACACAGCUGCCUCCCAAAGCACUCGCUCCGCAAACUAGCUCGCUUUCCAUUUUAGCCGUAUAAGCGUAAAGGAGUAGGACCGCCAGCCCGUCCUUUCCGCUCCUCACUUCCACAAAGAGACUGCCAGUUCCACUUCCAGCUCCAGGCCCCAAACAACUUCCCCAUGAACUCUUCCCCCGGAUUAUGAGACGCAAACACUGGACCGUAGACUUGUCCCUAUACCUUAAAUUUCAGCACCGAUGUGCUGCAAAUACAACAAAUUAGUUUGUACAAGAGGAAGUCGAAGUUUUUCAUAAUGGAGAGAGCAAAGCAAUGGUUGCUAUUAAUUAUAAUCUUCCGCAACACAUUUUAUAUCUCACAUUUAGUAAUAAUAGUUGUAAUAGAUUAGAAAAUCGCUUUGUAAAUGAGCCCAAUAACAUGGCAAUCUAAUGACUUAAAGAUA